AUGACAGACUUUGCGGAUGACAUCAAGGAUGCCUCGAAUUUGGCAGAUGACUCCUAUCAUGAUACACAGAAGGCAGAGAUGGAGGAUCAGAAUGAGGUCUUUAAGAGAGGUGAUGGCCAGGUCGACUUUCGUACUGUAAGCUGGAUUCGGGCAGGCGUGAUCUUUUUGAAAAUCAUCUUCGCUACUGGUGUACUUUCCAUUCCAUCCUUAAUGUAUGAACUGGGAGCUCUCCCGGGUGCGCUCAAUGUUAUAGGUUGGACACUUCUCAACACAUACUGCGCUAUUGUGCAGGGCAAUUUUCGCAAUGCCCACCCAGGCUGCCACUCCAUCGCCGAUAUGGCGCAUGUUGUGGGGGGUCCGCUCCUGAAGGAAGUGGUCGGGUUUUUGUUUACGGUCAGCUAUGUUAUUGUCGCUGCGUCUGGUAUCAUCGGUGUCUCCACCGCGCUCAAUGCCUUGUCGUUGCAUGCCAUUUGCACGGUCUGGUUCUCCUUUAUUGGCACAAUCGUCAUUGCUGCCUGUGCGAGUGUGCGCAAGUUUUCGCACAUUGGCUGGCUCACUUGGGCCGGAUUUGCUAGCGUCUAUAUUGCUGUCUUCAUCAUUGUUAUCGGCGUGACCACGAGAGAUCGCCCUGCUGCUGCGCCCCAGACGGGCGAUUUUGACCUGGGAUACAGGGUCAUUGGCGACCCGAGCUUCACGACUGGUAUCACCGCCGCCGCGACCAUCUUCGUCUCUAGCGCUGCAACCUCCGCAUUUCUCCCCGUCAUCUCGGAGAUGCGCAAGCCCAAGGACUACCCCAAAGCAGUCUACCUCAGCAUGAGUCUUGUGACUGCAUCGUACCUCACAUUCAGUCUUGUCAUAUAUGCCUGGUGUGGUAAAUGGAUCGCAUCGCCCUCACUCGGUAGCGCCGGUACCACGGUCAAGCGAGUAGCGUAUGGUGUUGCUCUGCCUGGUCUCAUUAUUAGCGGGUGUUUGUAUGUGCAUGUCGCGGCGAAAUAUUUGUUUGUACGAAUCUUACGUACCUCGCGUCAUCUGCAGGCUAAUACCGCCGUGCAUUGGGGCACCUGGCUGGGCUGCACAACCAGCAUGGCAGCCAUUUCCUUCAUCCUUGCAUGCGCCAUCCCUAUCUUCAAUUACGUGCUCGCUCUCGUGGGCGCACUUUGUUUCGCACCUCUGGCAAUUAGUUUGCCUGGUUGGCUAUGGCUGUACAGUCAUGCUGAUUACUGGAAGGGCUCUUUGUUGCGCAAGAUAAUGUAUGGAUUCCAUGUUUUUCUGAUCUUUUUGGGGGCGUUCAUGGCGGUCGGGGGUACCUAUGGGGUCAUUGUCCAGAUCAACGAGGCCUAUCGCGAUGGACAGAUUUCUGGCGCGUUUUCUUGUGCAGACAACAGCGGGUCAACUUGA
Penicillium pulvis is the source of this 1398-nucleotide messenger RNA. Its product is annotated as putative neutral amino acid permease. Gene Ontology annotation, biological process: amino acid transmembrane transport. Gene Ontology annotation, cellular component: vacuolar membrane. Lineage: Eukaryota; Fungi; Ascomycota; Eurotiomycetes; Eurotiales; Aspergillaceae. The transcript is spliced from 3 exons. Gene Ontology annotation, molecular function: amino acid transmembrane transporter activity. The record is from RefSeq and is a predicted model, not a curated record. The coding region runs from base 1 to 1398 and encodes 465 amino acids.